Molecule: messenger RNA, 452 nt
Organism: Cephus cinctus (wheat stem sawfly)
Lineage: Eukaryota; Metazoa; Arthropoda; Insecta; Hymenoptera; Cephidae
Exons: 3
Coding region: 177-323 (48 amino acids)
Source: RefSeq, a predicted model, not a curated record
CUAUGAGAAUGUUACACAAAAAGAGAACCAAGGGAAAUAUUUGUGCGAGUAGUAUUAAUCAGGACUAACGUUGUUAAAUCCUGUACAUUUUUCACGGGAUUAAACAACAUAUUGUAUUUUAUUAGAAGAGAAACUUUUCAAAUCGUUUGACAUUUAAAGGAUACAUUGAGUACAACAUGUUUAGGUUUUUGAUAACCUUGGGGAUUGGCGUCUACGCCGGAAUCUACAUCAGUCAAAAUUAUGAAGUCCCUCGAGUAGAUGAUCCACAGAAAAUUAUUGAAAAAGUAAAACAACUUUCAGAACAAUAUAAAAAGAAAGACUAGUGUACUAUUUUAAUACUUACGAAUAUACAGUGGAGAUUUAAUCAAUUAAUUUAAUUAAUCUGUACAUAUUUACUUGUAUAUUAUCUACAUUUAAAUAUACAUAAUGCAGAGAUGUAAUUGAUAUAUAUA